Molecule: messenger RNA, 1596 nt
Organism: Annulohypoxylon truncatum
Lineage: Eukaryota; Fungi; Ascomycota; Sordariomycetes; Xylariales; Hypoxylaceae
Product: inositol phospholipid synthesis and fat-storage-inducing TM-domain-containing protein
Exons: 2
Coding region: 213-1268 (351 amino acids)
Biological process (GO): phospholipid biosynthetic process; lipid storage; lipid droplet organization
Cellular component (GO): endoplasmic reticulum membrane
Source: RefSeq, a predicted model, not a curated record
GGAAUCCCUUCGAACUGUCUCUAAAUACUAUUGUAAAAAAUAACAAACUGGCAAAUAACCUAAGUUUUGCAUUUCUUUGUGUCUUUUCUCGUACUUAAAUUCAAAAUCCCCCAGCCUGGUUCCGACAUUUUUCCGCGGGUUCCAUUUGUAGAAGCUAAGGCUCAAGGAUCCUACAAAGCAACAGCUCUUAAUGCCACCUCUACGUCUAUACCAUGACCGACGAUAAUCACAGCACCACCAACGCCUCGCUCCGAUCACGACAACAAGCCAAAGCCAACAUGGGGGCGACGAACGGCGAGCCUUCGUCGUCGUCCUACUCUUCUUCUCCCCCCACCUCAUCCUCGUCCCCGAACGCGAAACGCAACUCCCCGUACCUGCCGACGCCCCUCGAGACGGCGGUCCUACUAGCGUACCCGACGAUCCUCGUCUUCGGGGCGCUGUUCUCGGCGCUGAGCCCGGAGACGCGGCACGCGGCGUACGAUCCCGUGAGGCAGUCGCACGUCGCGGGCGAGGCGCCGAGCUACUUCGCGCGCAAGGACAACGUGUUCAACGCGCUGUUCGUGAAGCAGGGGUGGGCGUGGAUCACGGCCGCGUUCGCGGCGUUCGCGGCCACGCACCCCGUUUUUGGCAAGUGGGGGAAUGAGGGGAGCGAGGCGGGAACGAUAAGAAGACUGAAAGCGACGCUGAGGUGGGCGCUGGUUACGGCGUGGUGGGUCCUGGUUACGCAGUGGUGCUUCGGCCCCCCGAUCAUUGAUCGCGGGUUUAGGUUCACGGGCGGCAAGUGCGAUGGCGCGAGCGAGGCGGCGAGGGAGGGCGACGCGGAUGCGGCGCAGCUGUUUACGGCGGUCGCGUGUAAGGCCGCCGGGGGACGGUGGAGCGGCGGCCAUGAUAUUAGCGGGCAUGUCUUCUUGCUUGUGCUCGGUAGCUGCUUCCUAAUGCAGGAGGUCGGGUGGGUGGUCUACCGCGCCGCGAGGGCCGGCUGGGAUGAGAGGUGCGUGGUUAUGCCCGACGGCGCGGUCAAGGGCGCGGGUGUUGAGGCCGAGAAGAGCUGCGCCGAGGAGGAGAGGGCGCUCGGGUACGGGGGCAGGUUCGCGCUGGCGGUUGUGGGGUUGUGCUUGUGGAUGCUGCUUAUGACUGCUAUCUACUUUCAUACGUGGUUUGAAAAGUUCACCGGCCUGUUGGUAGCUGGAAUGGGCAUCUACCCCGUUUACAUCCUCCCGCGGUGGAUACCGGCUUUGAGAGCGUUCGUCGGAUUGCCCGGGAUAUAACACCACGAAGAAACAGACGGGAAUGGGUAUUUGUAAGAAUGCGUUAACAGAUACAUUAUAAUAGCAUGACGAGUCACCAGUUGAAAGAUAGACCUUGAGUAUUAUUAACUAAUGAUAUUAUUAUCGCAUGAAAUAUAUGCGUUAUUACGUCGUAUAGUGCCUGUUGUGGUUUAUGGAUGCGAGAUGUAAUUACAAUUGACGAACGAGAAAUAUGUUUUAAACGGGUGGACUCCCAAAAAGCAAACUUCAAGACAUGGCGGAAACAUUCGCCUGGAGAACAUAUCAUGUAGGGAAGAUUUUUUAAGACUAUUCACAGUCCAUUAAAUGU